GAAAUUCUUCCUCACCAUUAUUCGGUCUUUUCCCUCAAGAUCCAUCACCAAAAUGCCUCCAACACUGUGUUUUAACUGCAAGGAAACUAGAGCAGUCAUUAUACGUCCCAAGAACCGGCACAAGCUAUGCCGCGCCUGCUUCCUCGAAGUUUUCGAGACCGAAGUCCACGAGACGAUCACCUCCUCUUCCCUCUUUUAUCCCGGCGAACGAGUCGCCAUCGGCGCCAGUGGAGGCAAAGAUAGCACGGUUCUUGCGUCAGUUCUCAAAACACUUAACGAGCGCCACAACUACGGCCUAGAAUUAUGUCUGCUCUCCAUCGACGAGGGUAUCAAGGGCUAUCGCGACGAUAGUCUGGAGACGGUCAAGCGCAACGCCGUUCAGUACGAUAUGCCGCUGGAAAUCGUCGGGUAUAGCGAGUUAUACGGUUGGACAAUGGAUCAGGUUGUCGAGCAGGUCGGGAAGAAAGGCAACUGCACCUACUGCGGGGUGUUCCGGCGACAAGCGCUCGACCGGGGCGCCGCGCGACUGGGCAUCAAGCAUGUUGUCACGGGACAUAACGCGGACGAUGUAGCAGAGACGGUGAUGAUGAAUCUACUGCGAGGGGAUCUGCCGCGUCUGUCUCGGGGACUACGCAGCAAACCGCUGAAGUAUGCGUACGAGAAGGAGAUCGUGCUGUACGCGCACCACAAGAAGCUGGAUUAUUUCAGCACUGAGUGUAUCUAUUCGCCUGAAGCGUUCCGAGGCAGCGCCCGGACGCUGAUUAAAGAUCUCGAGAAAAUCCGCCCCAGCUCGAUCUUGGAUAUUGUCAAGAGCGGAGAGGACAUGGCUGCUCUGGUGCCAUUGGAGGUCAGUUCGAGCGGAAGGAAAUGCGGCGGCACCGCCGCUGCUACUACUGCUACUGCAGAGGACGAUGAAUCGGCGGGUGGCUGUGGCAGUCAAAACGGUCGAUCGAGCGGUGGCGAAAUGGCGGCGAUGGAGAAGAAGCUUGCAGAAGAUGACGCCGCUCAGUCGAGAGAGACCGAGAUCAAGCUCCCGGUUGCCCCGAAGAAAAAGAGCGGCAAGGCGAAUAACCCGAGAGCGAUCAAGAGUCAAACAAUGGGCAAGUGCGAGCGCUGCGGAUACAUUUCGAGCCAGAAGAUCUGCAAAGCCUGCAUGCUUCUGGACGGGCUGAACAAGAACCGGCCCAAGACUGCUAUUGAAGUGGGCGUCGAAAUCGAGGACGAAGAAAGCAGCUCUACGCUCAUGAGGCAGAUGGAGCGAGUCCAGUUGACAACCGGCUAAGCCAGGGGAGAAGAAUCCAAUGCCCUCCUUGACAAGCUGCUACGCGCUCUGCGAUAGCGCACCCCUCCCAUCAGGAUCAGGUCCUGAGGCUGACCAGUUCACCCGUCCCCUGGCCAAAUAUCGAUCGUAUGGAUCGAUAGACCAGUAAGACUGCGCGCGGCCCAUCAGCGUCAGCACAUCAGACGCAUGGCUAGACAUGCUCGCACAACGGCCACCGCUGCGAACCCGCCCCAAAUUGCACAAGAGACAAGAACCCAGAUCGAUGCAAUUGAAUAUAUGCCAACCAUAGUCCUGAACAGGUCAUGUCAUGCCGUAACUCCAGUAAUGCUAUAAUACAAUCAAAUCAGUCUCUAUCCAUCCCCGCACUUCCUCCAACACCCCGAAUCCGAUGUAUCCCAUCGUAGCCGAUCCCAUUCAUCCCUACCAUCCCAUCCCAUCCACUCGCACAACAACAGAGACAGUGGUUCACUCCUUCCCCC
Molecule: messenger RNA, 1761 nt
Organism: Aspergillus novofumigatus IBT 16806
Lineage: Eukaryota; Fungi; Ascomycota; Eurotiomycetes; Eurotiales; Aspergillaceae
Product: putative PP-loop ATPase superfamily protein
Exons: 2
Coding region: 53-1282 (409 amino acids)
Biological process (GO): tRNA wobble position uridine thiolation
Cellular component (GO): cytosolic tRNA wobble base thiouridylase complex; mitochondrion
Molecular function (GO): tRNA binding
Source: RefSeq, a predicted model, not a curated record